Molecule: messenger RNA, 1809 nt
Organism: Pteropus alecto (black flying fox)
Lineage: Eukaryota; Metazoa; Chordata; Mammalia; Chiroptera; Pteropodidae
Product: olfactory receptor 4P4
Exons: 2
Coding region: 1-1809 (602 amino acids)
Biological process (GO): G protein-coupled receptor signaling pathway
Cellular component (GO): membrane
Molecular function (GO): olfactory receptor activity; G protein-coupled receptor activity
Source: RefSeq, a predicted model, not a curated record
AUGGAAGACAGGAAUAAUGUCACUGUGUUUAUUCUGUUGGGACUAUCUGAAAACAAGAACAUUGAAAUCUUCUGCUUUGUGUUGUUUUUAUUUUGCUACAGUGCUAUUUGGGUGGGAAAUUUGCUCAUAAUGAUUUCUAUCACAUUCUGUCCACUAACUGAUCAACCCAUGUAUUUCUUCCUCAAUUACCUCUCACUCUCUGACCUUUGCUAUACAUCAACAGUGAUGCCCAAACUGAUGACUGAUUUACUGGCAAAAAGGAAGAGCAUUUCAUAUAAUAAGUGCAUGGCACAGCUGUUCAUCCUUCACUUCCUGGGAGGCAUUGAGAUCUUUAUUCUCACGGGGAUGGCCUAUGACCGCUACGUGGCCAUCUGCAAGCCCCUACAUUACACCAUCAUCAUGAACAGACAGAGGUGUAACAGGAUCCUCAUAGCUUGUUGUGCUGGGGGAUUUAUUCAUUCUGCCAGUCAGUUCCUUCUCACCAUCUUUUUACCGUUCUGUGGCCCCAAUGUGAUAGAUCACUAUUUCUGCGAUGUGUAUCCUUUGCUGAAAUUAGCUUGCACCGACACAUACAGAAUUGGUCUCCUGGUCAUUGUCAAUUCAGGUCUGAUUGCUUUGGUGACUUUUGUGAUUUUGGUGGUGUCUUAUUUUCUGAUAUUAUACACCAUCAGGGCUUACCCUGCGGAAAGCCGUACCAAAGCUCUUUCCACUUGCAGUUCUCACCUCACAGUUGUGGUCUUCUUCUUUGUACCUGUGCUCUUCAUUUACAUCAGACCAGCUACAACUUUUCCAGAAGAUAAAGUGUUUGCUCUUUUCUACACCAUCAUUGCUCCCAUGUUUAACCCUCUAAUCUACACACUCAGAAACAUGGAGAUGAAGAAUGCUUUGAGGAAAGUGUGGUGUCAGAAACUCUUUUUGAUUGGAAGUUGGGAAAAAAUUUUCUGCUUUGUGUUGUUUUUAUUUUGCUACAGUGCUAUUUGGGUGGGAAAUUUGCUCAUAAUGAUUUCUAUCACAUUCUGUCCACUAACUGAUCAACCCAUGUAUUUCUUCCUCAAUUACCUCUCACUCUCUGACCUUUGCUAUACAUCAACAGUGAUGCCCAAACUGAUGACUGAUUUACUGGCAAAAAGGAAGAGCAUUUCAUAUAAUAAGUGCAUGGCACAGCUGUUCAUCCUUCACUUCCUGGGAGGCAUUGAGAUCUUUAUUCUCACGGGGAUGGCCUAUGACCGCUACGUGGCCAUCUGCAAGCCCCUACAUUACACCAUCAUCAUGAACAGACAGAGGUGUAACAGGAUCCUCAUAGCUUGUUGUGCUGGGGGAUUUAUUCAUUCUGCCAGUCAGUUCCUUCUCACCAUCUUUUUACCGUUCUGUGGCCCCAAUGUGAUAGAUCACUAUUUCUGCGAUGUGUAUCCUUUGCUGAAAUUAGCUUGCACCGACACAUACAGAAUUGGUCUCCUGGUCAUUGUCAAUUCAGGUCUGAUUGCUUUGGUGACUUUUGUGAUUUUGGUGGUGUCUUAUUUUCUGAUAUUAUACACCAUCAGGGCUUACCCUGCAGAAAGCCGUACCAAAGCUCUUUCCACUUGCAGUUCUCACCUCACAGUUGUGGUCUUCUUCUUUGUACCUGCCCUCUUCAUUUACAUCAGACCAGCUACAACUUUUCCAGAAGAUAAAGUGUUUGCUCUUUUCUACACCAUCAUUGCUCCCAUGUUUAACCCUCUAAUCUACACACUCAGAAACAUGGAGAUGAAGAAUGCUUUGAGGAAAGUGUGGUGUCAGAAACUCUUUUUGAUUGGAAGGCAAAUCAACUGA